GGAAGGCGCUGUAAUUGUUGCUUACGCUGCAGCAAAAAGCUAGUCAGACUAUGUUUCGUUUGUUAGUUCCUUUCCGGUGCAAGUCACAAAAUGUACCGAAAGAAUUAAACUUACUGCAAAAACUAAGAUAUCCUUUAUAUCUUAGUUUAUCUUCUGGAAUUUUAUAUCAUAGUUUUAAGUCUCCAGAUAAUCAUACUUGCCCAACUGUAUUUGAAAAUAAAGACAAACAAAAAGAGAUCACUCAUCCUACUUUGGCAGAUUUGAUCCUUUUAUUCAGUGGUCAAGAUAAUCAGUCAUUCAAUAAAUUACCUAAUGAGGCGAAAAUGAACCGGCUAUUGAAAAUUAAUCAAGAUAUUGAAGAUGAGCUACCACUGUUCUUUGAAAAAACCCUUUUUAAUGAAUUACCGAAAAAUUUGCUAGAUUCUGAUACUGUUGUUUAUUAUGAAAAAAGAAAUGGUUCCGUCUGCAGAUUGAGAGGUGAGUCCUGGAUUCGUGCUUUAGUAGUGGCUAGUCGGGCCUAUUUUUCUAUGCGUUCAUAUGGUCGUCGACUAGAAUUGACUAGUAUUUUAUCUGAUACAGAAAGGUGGGAAGUCGAAGUUUGUUUUCGGAUCGUUCUGUUACCUUCACCAUCCAAAAGAGAAUCUCAUUUACCUUCAGAUAAAUUAUUAGAAAGAUUAGAACAACGAGCUCAGUGGCGUAAUUUUCGAGCUACUUUCUAUUUGUCUGAUUCCGGUAAAAUUAAUGCCAUAAAACUCACGCAGUUACUACCUCCGUUCAAGGAUUCGACUGCUUUAUAUCCUUUGAAUCAACUGACAAUUAAGAAAAUUCUUGCUCCCAGUCUAUCUGGUCGACGUCAUUUACCCACUCCUACUUCUUAUGGUUUUGGAGAAUUAUCAUUACAACGUAACGAUGACAUCAGUAACUAUGGUAAUCAUAAUGAUGACGUUAUAUUUUGGACACUGGGUAAUGUUAAGUAUUGGUUCCACGUAGUUGAUAAGAUUGUCAAACCAUUUGAUAUAGUUAUUACUUCCCUUCCCGACGAUCAAACUUACUCUGGUCUUGUGGGAAAAGAACAAACUGCUUGCAUUUGUCUGUCAAACGAUCAUCCGACGACAUGUGAUCAUACUACAAAUUAUAUACCACCUGUUCAAACUCCUUGUCAAUCGUUUUCAUUGAACUCUAUUUUAUUAGAAUUCUGUAUGAAACAUUCUCCAUCAAUUAGAAAUAAUAGUCAGAUCACAACAGAUAAACAACGGAGUUUGAAAAUGUAUUCUACAUCCUGUGGUCCAUAUAUAUAUCCAGCUUUUUAUUCAUUAGACAAUUCAACUAAAUCAAAUCACAUUCCUACCGUAGAACAAUUCAACUUAUCUAACUAUUUUGCUUCUUUCCCUUCACCUAGUGAUAUGUCCUCUGUAUUUUACUUAUGCAAACUCUAUAUUUAAAUUUUCGACCAGUCCUAUUUUGUAUAUUACAUAUAUCUUCAGAAAAAGCGAAUAGUAUCUAAGACCAUAUCAAAUCUACAAGUACAUAAACAUACGCUCAUGUAUGAGUUCAGUACAGUUUCUGCACAAUACUUUUCCCCAUAUACUAGAUUUCUCCUCUGUUUUAAGAAACAGAUAUUCAGAGUACUUUUCUAUAGGAAAAUAUACCAGUGAUUUUAUCUGCAGUUUGUCAACACACAGUUUUGUAAUAUUUACUUCUUUGGUCAUCUUUGUUGAGAUCGUAAUAGUCUGCUCAGUGGGGUUCAAAUGUUAAAGCUUUUUAUUAAUUACAUACUAUGUAUUUGAGACAUCGCAUAUUCAAGCCUAUUAAAUGUAUCACUUGAUAAGAUUGAAACAGCAUAAAGUUAAAGUUAACUCAACCUUUUUCUAUGUGACCGUACUUUAAAGUAUAUUAAUGCAGUUUACAACUGAUAUAACAAUACUUUUGUUGAAUAAUAUUCGGGACACAUCUGUUGACUUCAAAGCAUCUUGUAAAUCAGAGCACUGAUGUACUCUGUUUAAGUUAGUGUGAGAUUGUUUUGUCAUUAUGUAAAGUGCAAAAUGGUAUGUGC
Molecule: messenger RNA, 2053 nt
Organism: Schistosoma intercalatum
Lineage: Eukaryota; Metazoa; Platyhelminthes; Trematoda; Strigeidida; Schistosomatidae
Source: the annotation of a GenBank genome assembly